Molecule: messenger RNA, 3386 nt
Organism: Pomacea canaliculata
Lineage: Eukaryota; Metazoa; Mollusca; Gastropoda; Architaenioglossa; Ampullariidae
Product: ERO1-like protein beta
Exons: 16
Coding region: 200-1573 (457 amino acids)
Biological process (GO): protein folding in endoplasmic reticulum
Cellular component (GO): endoplasmic reticulum membrane; endoplasmic reticulum
Molecular function (GO): thiol oxidase activity; protein-disulfide reductase activity; FAD binding
Source: RefSeq, a predicted model, not a curated record
ACAAUUUCUGUAUAUGUUAAAUUGUUCGGUCAUGAUCUCAUGGUGUAAAUUGCUAAAUAACAAUUUAGAAAGUCAGACCAAUGAAGGAUUUCUUUUCUUUGCGCGGAAGAGCUUCCGUCAACUCGUCACUCGCUUAUAAACAUCCGUUUGGCGACAUGUGUACUUUGUAGUUCUGCAUGUGGCAGCGUUACUAGCAAUAAUGUGGCUGAGUCAGUGGUUGUUUGCGAUUUUCAUUUCUUUACAUCACGUCACAUCAGCGCAGUGGAGUGAUAAUGUAGCUGACAGAUGCUUUUGCAAGUUGCAAGGAGAAGUUGAUGACUGUUCAUGUAAGGUAGAGAGCUUGGACUCUUUGAACAACAAUAAAAUUUACCCAAGGCUUCAAAGCCUGUUGAGCAAGAAUUAUUUCAGAUAUUUCAAGGUUAAUCUCCAAAAGCCUUGUCCAUUUUGGAGUGAUGACAGUCAGUGUGCCCUCAAGGACUGCCAUGUAGAUGUUUGCACACAGGAUGAGCUUCCAGAUGAUGUAAAAGAGACUAAACAUGAAAGGGAAAACAAGUAUUCAAAAUCAGCACAGAUUGAACACACCUGUGAAGAAGAACGAGAACUUAGUGCCCUUGACACAACCUUAAGUGAUGAGAGCAAACAGGCUUUUGCUAACUGGAAGGAUUAUGAUGACUCAUUGGAUAUGUUUUGUGAAGUAGACGAUGAGGACUCUGCACAGAUGCAGCAUGUUGAUUUACUUCUGAACCCAGAGCGCUAUACUGGCUACAAAGGUGCCUCUCCUCACCGCAUUUGGCGAUCUGUAUAUGAGGAGAAUUGCUUCAAACCAAGUGAAACCUGGACUUAUGGUCAAGAGAAGGAAAGUUUGUCCAAUGACUGUAAGAGAGGCAUGUGUCUUGAAAAACGAGCCUUCUACCGUAUGGUCUCUGGGCUGCAUACAAGCAUCAAUAUUCACUUGUCUGAUCGAUAUCUACUAAGAAGUGAUGAUGCCUUUGGCUCUCAGAAAUGGGGACCUAAUGUUCAAGAAUUCAGGAGUAGGUUCGACCCGGAAACAACAGAUGGCCAAGGACCGCAGCGGUUAAAGAACUUGUACUUCACUUAUCUGGUGGAGCUGAGAGCUUUGGCCAAAGCUGCACCUUAUUUGCUGAAGGAAAGAUUUUACACAGGAGAUGGCCAGGCAGAUAAAGAGAUGAGAGACGCUGUACAGAAUUUGCUACAAAUCAUCCAAGAUUUUCCAGAUCACUUUGAUGAAAGUAAACUGUUCCAAGGCAACUCCAUGGAAAGCAAAAAGCUGAAGAUGGAGUUCCGUGAUCAUUUUCGUAACAUUUCUCGCAUCAUGGACUGCGUGGGGUGUGACAAGUGCAGACUGUGGGGCAAGCUUCAAGUUCUUGGCAUGGGCACAGCCCUGAAGAUUUUGUUUUCUGGCAAUGCGAUGGGUCCAGACUCAACAGUCAAUGCUAAUUUUAAGGCAGAUUUCCAGCUGACACGUACAGAGAUUGUUGCACUCUUUAAUGCUUUUGGGAGGUUGUCCAGCAGUAUUCGUGCCCUGGAAAAUUUUCGUUCUCUGAUGAGGUAAUGGCAAGAGAGUCAGCUUCUAUAUGACGUGUACCUAUUAUCAUGCAGACCAUUCUGGGAAAACAGCAAGCCUACAGAACAUUCUUAACAAUACUACGCUGCAUGCAUGCUUCUUCUUCUAUUGAACAACAUCAUCUGCCACUGCAGAUGCUGAAGACUCUGUUUUUCUGCAGUCAUUAUUGUGCAGUUAUUGGGGUUUGCGGUUUGCUUUUAUUUUUCUUGGACAAAUAUGAGCUUCAACAUGCUUUUGGUCAAACUACAAUCAUCUUUGCCAAAUAGAUUAAUUGAAAACUGUAUUCUUUCCGAUUAUUUUGAAAGCUAGCUUUCAUUAAGUUUUUUAUGUGAUCUGGACAACUUUAAUGUUGCCAGAUGAUAGGUCUGUCCUUUUAGCAACAGCUUCUUUAUCGAUUUUUGAUACCACCCAACCUUUGACAGAUGUUUCAUGAGGGGUAUUCAUUUGUGGCUGUUAUUCUUAAGUACCAGAGAACUUGAAGACUACAUGGAUUUAUAUGGACGUGCGUUCAAAAAUGUAGUAGGAAGAGAGCGAGAGAGAGCAAGUACAGUUCUGAUAUAUGUUCUUAUGUGAGUGUACACACAGUGUGUGUGUAUUUCUGUAGAUGUUCAUAUGCAUGUUUGUGUAUGCAUGUGAGUUGUUUAAUGGUUUAUUGAAGCCUUUAAUGCAAAAAGCCUUGUGAGUGAAUUGUCUGUGAUAUGUGUGAGAGAUAUAGCACAUGUAGCUCUAGAAGGUGCACAACUGAAACUCCUUGUCCCAGUCAACUCUUCUAUAACACUUGCAGAACAUGCCAGUUAAAGUGCUGAGAUUAAUUUUUAAUUUGCACAUGUAAUAACUAUCUGUAGAGCUGACAGGGUCUCACAGAUUAUUAAAACAAAUGUGUAUUUGUAAAGAUACAGUAAUUGCAUGUGGUGUGAAAAUGUAUAUUUUCUUACAGAAUUAUUGAGACAUUUAGGUAAAAUAAUUUUAUUUAUAAAGUGUGCAGAACCUCUGUUCUUGGUGCAUGUGUAAACAUGGAACAAUUCAACAAGCACAUAAAGCAUAUAUGAUGAGAAGUUGGUCUUUCAUGGGGAAGGGAGGGAUUUUUUUUUUAUUAUUAUUAUUUUUAUUGAUUGUGCUUUGUAACACCAUUUCUAACAGACUUUGCAGUUUUUGAUGGACUUUAUGUUGGUUCAGGGUUGGAAAAGUAGAUAUUGUCAAGUAUUUUAUUUGUGAUCCAAAAAUACAUUGAGAAGAAAUAUUGCAUUUUUGCAGAUUAUAAUUUCCUUGUUUUUUACAGAUAAAAGUUAGUAGUUUUAAUAAAAAUGGUGUGGCUUAAAACUGAUAAUUUACACUUUUCAUAUGUAAAUGUGGAAACAAGACGUUGGAUACCAGUUACAUCUUGUGCCUGUAUUGGUGCUUUAUAUUUUAACCCUUUCUGUGACCAGAAUUCACCCUGUGCUGAUUGAGCAUAGUUCUUGAUCUGUUGUCAGUGCCUACAAGAUAAUAUAAUGCUUGUUAAUAGUUGAUGAGUAGUUUAUGUACUGGUCCAGCAUGCAGGGUGGUGGUCACCUCGGGUUGUUUGACAGGACAGUCUAACCCUCCCUCUCCCCCCAAACUCAUCUUGCCAUGACUGACUUUAUCUGUCACUUCUUUUACUUGUCUUUAUCUGUCACCUCUUGUACUAUUAUUGAGGUUGACUGUUUAAGCCAGGGAUGCCCAACCUACGGCCCGCGGGCCAUAUCCGGCCCGCAAAGCUUCUGCCCACAGUGCAGGAAAUCGGCAUGUUAGUAAUAAAAAAAAACCUGUAAAAAAAAAAAAA